This is a messenger RNA of Symsagittifera roscoffensis, 1476 nucleotides long. RefSeq lists its product as uncharacterized. The record is from RefSeq and is a predicted model, not a curated record. Lineage: Eukaryota; Metazoa; Xenacoelomorpha; Acoela; Convolutidae. The transcript has 4 exons. The coding region runs from base 1 to 1476 and encodes 491 amino acids. Gene Ontology annotation, molecular function: oxidoreductase activity, acting on CH-OH group of donors.
AUGAACUUGAAAAAUGCGGCAUAUUAUCAGAAGGAUAUAAAUCAUUUCACGGAUGUCGUCAAAGGCAAUCUUCAUAAACUCUCUGUGCCUCUUGAAAAUUCAGUCGGGAUGGUCCCUGAUCCAUUUUGCAACUCGCUUCCGUACGACAAGCAAGUCACUUACGGGAUAGCCAAUCAGAACCCAGAUCAAGAUCCGAGUAAGAAUCUUUCGAGAGCCGUUGCAACUUACGCUGUCGGGGGAAUGGGGACUCAUUGGACCUGCUCGGUGCCUAGGACUCAUCCGACUCUAGAGAGGUCUAGUUUAAUUUCAAACGAGGAGUGGGAAAGUCUCUAUGAAGAGGCUGAGCGAUAUCUUAUGAUGACUCAUAAUGCCUUCAAUCACUCCAUCCGACAAACAGAAUACGUAGAGCUGGUGGAUCCCAACAACAAACCUCAAAAUCUCCCCCUUAGCAUUCACAGAAGCGAACAAAACUUCACGUUCUACAAAUGGGGCUCGGCCGCAUUCGUUCUUGGUGAAUACGCAACGCAGUCAGCAGUCGACGAUGCCGAGAAUCCGGAAGAACAACCAAUGGGAUCCCGAAGAUUCGUGAUCAAGGAACAACAUAUUUGUCGACGUCUUGUUUUUAAUGAAAAUGAGCCGACAAAAAUUCAGUACGCGGUGGUCGAGAACUUGUUGCAUCGGACAUUCAUGAAGGUUCAUGCUAAAAAGUUUGUAGUUUGUGGUGGUACUGUUUUGGGUGCGCAGCUACUGUAUGCGUCUAAUAUUCGUCCACGAGCUUUGGGAAGAUAUUUAACAGAGAAGCAUCUGGCUGUCUGCCAGGUUCUUCUGAGUUCAGAUAAAAUUGGGUCUAUUCGGGAUGAUCCAAGGUUCAAACAUGACCUUGAGAAGUAUCAUAAACUCCAUCCAAAAGAUCCAGUUCCAAUUCCACUGGAUGACCCAGAUCCUCAAUGCUGGAUCCCAGUUAGUUCUGAACGACGUUGGCACUGUCAAAUUCACCGGGAUCCUUUUGCAUUCGGAGAAACAUCUUCAAAUUUUGACCCGCGACUCAUCGUCGAUUUUCGAUGGUACGGUCUGGUAAAACAAAUCGCGGAGAACCGGGUCACGUUUUCAGACGAGAACAAAGAUCUAUUUGGCAUGCCUCAGCCGACGUUUCAUUUCGAGGAAUCAGCUAAAUUUGCAGACCAGAAUCAAGACAUGCUACGCGACAUGGUACGCGCUACAAAAAUUCUUGGCGAUUAUCUUCCUGGUAGCCAUCCACAAUUUAUGCCACCCGGUACAACUCUACAUAUGCACGGGCAUACUCGAGUAGGGGACGACCCGGAGACUUCAGUUGCCGACUCUUGCUCCAAAGUGUGGGGCACUGACAAUCUGUGGAUUGGGGGGUGCGGGUGUAUUGAUACGGCAAUCGCGUGUAAUACUACCCUGACAGCUUGCGCUCUGGCUAUUAAGGCUGUGAAAGACAGUGUUUUGGUUUAA